This is a messenger RNA of Nannospalax galili (Upper Galilee mountains blind mole rat), 1743 nucleotides long. RefSeq names its product tubulointerstitial nephritis antigen (gene Tinag). Gene Ontology annotation, cellular component: lysosome. NCBI's taxonomy places the organism in Eukaryota, Metazoa, Chordata, Mammalia, Rodentia, Spalacidae. Gene Ontology annotation, biological process: proteolysis. The transcript has 11 exons. Bases 111 to 1541 code for a protein of 476 amino acids. The record is from RefSeq and is a predicted model, not a curated record. Gene Ontology annotation, molecular function: cysteine-type peptidase activity.
GUCCAAGCUGAGGUGUCUUGCUGGUUAUGUUUCAGGCUUCAAGGAGUACCCCAUACAGACCAAGGGACUCAGGAGUAACUGAAAGUAGAAGCUAAACUGACCCCCAGAGAAUGUGGGCCACAUAUAAGAUCUUAAUCUUUUCUUAUCUGACUACAGAAAUUUGGACAGGGAGGCAUUAUUUAUCUCAAAGAGAAGUGGACCCAGGACCGCAUUUCACUGGAAAUCACAGCAUUUUCGAAGGUACUCGAUUAAAAAGGUCCAUUUUCCAAGGACAGUACUGCAGGCGCUUUGGUUGUUGUGAAGACAGAGAUGAUGGCUGUGUCACUCAGUUCCAUGAGGUCAAUGCAUUGUGUUACUGUGACAGAUUCUGUGAAAGGGAAAAUUCUGAUUGCUGUCCUGAUUACAAGUCAUUUUGCCAUGAAGAGAAAGAACGGCCUCCUCUCACACAGCCUUUGUAUCCAGAAGGUUGCUUCAGACAUGGUCACCAUUAUGAAGAAGGAUCAGUGGUUAAGGAAAACUGCAACUCCUGCACAUGCUCAGGACAGCAAUGGCAAUGUUCCCAGCACGCAUGCCUUGUUCAUAAAGAAGUGAUUGAUCACAUCAACGAAGGAGACUAUGGAUGGACAGCACAGAACUAUAGUCAGUUCUGGGGCAUGACUUUAGAAGAAGGGUUCAAAUUUCGCCUGGGCACCUUGCCACCUAGCCCCGUGCUCCUGAGCAUGAAUGAAAUGACAGCUUCUUUACCUCCAGAAAUGGAUCUUCCUGAGGUUUUUAUUGCUUCUUAUAAAUGGCCUGGAUGGACUCAUGGACCAUUGGAUCAAAAAAACUGUGCUGCAUCCUGGGCAUUUUCUACCGCAAGUGUAGCAGCUGACCGAAUAGCGAUUCAAUCCAAGGGUCAAUACACAGCCAAUCUCUCACCUCAGAAUUUGAUCUCCUGCUGUGCCAAGAAGGGCCAUGCAUGCAGCAGUGGAAGCAUUGAUAGGGCCUGGUGGUUCCUGAGAAAACGUGGACUGGUGUCUCAUGCAUGCUACCCACUCUUCAAGGAGCAAAAUAUCACCAAUAAUAUCUGUGCUAUGGCAAGUAGAUCCGAUGGGCGGGGAAAACGGCAUGCUACAAAGCCCUGUCCCAAUAGCAUCGAGAAAUCCAAUAGGAUCUACCAAUGUUCUCCUCCAUACAGAGUGUCUUCCAAUGAAACUGAAAUUAUGAGAGAAAUCAUGCAAAAUGGACCAGUUCAAGCUAUAAUGCAAGUCCAUGAAGAUUUCUUCUAUUAUAAGACAGGGAUAUACAGACAUGUUAUCAGCACAAAUGAAGAGUCAGGAAAGUAUCAAAAGCUCCGGACACAUGCAGUCAAACUCACUGGAUGGGGAACAUUGAGAGGUGCACAAGGGAGAACAGAAAAGUUCUGGAUUGCUGCCAAUUCCUGGGGGAAGUCAUGGGGAGAGAAUGGCUAUUUUAGGAUUCUUCGAGGAGUAAAUGAGUCUGACAUUGAAAAGUUGAUUAUUGCAGCUUGGGGACAACUAACAAGUUCAGAUGAUCCAUAAGUAUUAAAUUCCCAUAAUGCUCUGCAUCUAAGUAACUCCUUAAAUUGAACUUUAGCAAUAGGAGUUCCUAUGAGCCAGUGGAAACUGUGUUUUGCUGUGCAUAGCAUGUCCUUGCUCUCUUGCUUUCAUGAGGCUCUGAUCUUUUGCUGUCUUUAUAUUACCGUGUAUAUGAGAACACUAAUAAAUAAAGAGUGGCUAAAUG